AUGUCGUCGGCGAGUGCUAACCAGCAGCACAAGAACCUCAUCGGCCACCGCAUUGCCGAUGGGCGCUUGGAGCUCGUCUCUGUUCUCGGUCUCGGCGCUUACGGUGUCGUCUACCUUGCUCGUGACCUCCACCAACACCAGGGCCCCUACGCCUCCACCUCUUCUCACCAAGCCUCUGCCUCGCUCCUCGCCGCCAAGCAGGGUCACGCUUCCGGCUACUAUGCCGUCAAGUGUCUCAACAAAGUCGGCCUUGAUGCUCGCCAGCGUGCUUUCCAACGUCGUGAGAUCAUGCUUCACACCAUGGCUUCGGCUCACCCCAACGUCGUCACCCUUCACCGUGUCAUCGACGAUCCACAAGACCCCUGCGUCUACGUCGUCCUCGAUUACUGCCCAGAUGGCGACCUCUUCAGCAUGAUCACAGAGACACAACGCUAUAUGUUGCCUAGCUCCGCUUCGCGCACUGCCGAGAAACAUGGCGUCGACGUUGCCUUCACCGAUGAGCGUCUCAAGAUGGAUGCACUCAUUCGCGAUGUCUUUGACCAGAUCCUCGACGCCGUCGAGUUCUGCCACUCCAUGGGUAUCUAUCACCGUGACCUCAAACCAGAAAACAUCUUGUGUCUACGUGGAGGCGUCAAGGUUGUCCUUGCCGACUUCGGUCUCGCAACAGGUGACAAGACCAGCUCCGACUUUGGAUGCGGCAGCACCUUCUACAUGGGCCCCGAAUGCCAAGGCGGCAUCACUCGUCGUCUCACCAGCUACAAUACAGCAGCAAACGAUGUCUGGUCUCUCGGUGUCAUCCUCGUCAACCUCAUCUGCGGGCGCAACCCAUGGAAGCAGGCCUGCCCUGCCGACGAGACCUUCCGCGAGUACCUCCGCAACCCUGACUUCCUCAAAGAGAUUCUACCCAUCUCCGAGGGCGUCAACACCAUCCUCAGGUGUGUCUUCACUUUCCGUGCCGAAGCUCGUUGCUCCAUCGCCGAUCUCAGGAAGAUGGUCCGCAGCCUCGACAGGCUCACUGCUACCGCUGCCGAAGUCAAGCAACGUCAGGAGCUUGCACGUCAAGCCGCUGCCGAGGCAAACGCUGCGCGUCAAGCAGAGAAGGCCGCCGAGGCCGCCAAGUACUGCGACCAGCAACGCAAGCAGCAGGCUGCUCUCGAAGCUGCCCGCGCCGCCGCACAUGCCCACGCCUACAACCAGCAGGCUCCCGAAGUUGUUCGACAUGUCGCUGCCGCUCGUAAAAGCGAGUGUGCCCGUGUUGCUUACCAACCUCAGGUCGCUGCAUUUGACCAGAUCGCUCAACCACCCGUGGUCUAUGCUAAUAACCACCACUCGCACAACCACCAGCACAAUGUUCGCUACGCCUCGCAUGCCGACGCCAACGCCACUUCCUCCUACGAUAGCUACUCGGACUCGGAGCUCGACAACAGCAGCUGCGAAGGUGACGGAUCCUUCUCACCUACUGAUGCUCCUGACCGCUCGGCAGAGGGUCACAUGUCUUGCGAGCAAUCGAAUGUUGACUGGUCGCGACACCCCAUCGCCCGGCCUGCUGAUGAUCGUCCCCAACACCGCGUCGCUUCGAACCUCACCAGCAUGAGCGUCGUCCACCCCGCACCACAGACUCCUUGCCUCGGUGUCAACAUCCCCGCCAGCGCCGCCGUGCCUUCGCCCAUCCGCGACAUGCACAGUUCGGCCGCGAUGGAUGACCGAGAAGGACAUUCGGAUGACUGCUCAUCGCGCAGUGGCAGUGGAGAGUCUCGUCGCAGCUCGGCGUCGUACACUGGUCUUCCGCCUACACCGCAAUUCGUUCCUCACAGCAUGGAAGAUGCAGCAGCGUUGGCAGUCAGGAAGGCUGGCGCCGAUUACUCGCCCACGCUAGCCAGCAAGCGUAGCCACUUCUACACCGAUGUUGGGGAAGAGUGUCUGGUGGUCGAUGGUAGCGGCAAAACUUCUACAUGCGGCUUGCCUGCAAGGUGGUUGCAAAGCAGAUGGGACCAGGACGCCGUGGCUGCUGCCGCCAAGGCGCAGCAGCAGCAAGAGCAAGUCAGCUGGGCAGCCAACUCUGGCAGGCCAUUCGCCAGUGUCCCUUCUCGUCGUCUUCACCAUCAGCAGCCGCAGGCAGAUCAUGGCAGAUCCAUUCCUUCUUACCGAAGCACUGCUUCUCUUGCUCAACAGCAGCAACAACAGUAUUCUCACCUUCAAUAA
This is a messenger RNA of Ustilago hordei, 2202 nucleotides long. RefSeq lists its product as uncharacterized. Gene Ontology annotation, biological process: protein phosphorylation; intracellular signal transduction. The record is from RefSeq and is a predicted model, not a curated record. The coding region runs from base 1 to 2202 and encodes 733 amino acids. Gene Ontology annotation, molecular function: protein serine/threonine kinase activity; ATP binding. NCBI's taxonomy places the organism in Eukaryota, Fungi, Basidiomycota, Ustilaginomycetes, Ustilaginales, Ustilaginaceae. The transcript has a single exon.